UAGUAUUAAGACGUGUGGAUAGAGAUUGAACUACUUGAAGAUAGGUACCUCGCUUAUUUGUCGACGAACAGUGUUUUUCUACCAACAGUGGGGGAUGUUACGAUGGCAAAGUGGCUCACAACGCUUUGUGUUGAUGCUGCCAAACAUCUCGACUAGGGAGAUACUGAGCCCUGACCCUCUCGUGGAUGCUGAAGGAGAUGUUGAUUCGAAUAGUGGGGAGACAGCUUGGCCCGAAACCGACCCUGCGGAGAUGCAAGAGACAGAUUUACUAUGCAAUAGGGAGGCCAUUGACGGAAGCCAAGGCAGUGAAUGUGCCAGCCAGGCUACAGAAUCAUGCCUUCUAGAGCAUUCUGUAGCCCUCAUCGCUUCGCAGAUGGGAGAAAGCUCCGCCCAAGAAAUGGACCAAGGAAUGGAUCAGGCCCUGGCUUCGGCCUUGGGGCCUGAGCUAUCUGAGGCGAGUCCUACAGAAGCCCCCAUGAUCUCUACUUCCGAUCAGGAGCCGGAACCAAGGAACAACGCAGUCCCCCUCCUCUCUCAGGUUGCAUCUGCAGACAGCGCUGCCAACGAACAGAACGUUCGCUCCGAACAAUUGAUCCGAACGGCGAUUUUGGGUGUUUUGGCUCGAACGAACGUACAGGCAUAUCGACCCGUACAGGGCUCCGAACGAACGCAUCUUUUGAGCCGAACGUUCGGCUGUUCGAUAUAAUGUUCGGUGGAUUUUGUAUGGGGUUUCUGAGUUUAUUGGUGGAAUCUUGUAGUGCGUUCUGCCGGUCUUAUGCUACGGGUGGCGUCGUCGUAUAGUACCUUAUGCAACGUUCUUAUAGGAGAAAAAACUCUGGGUUUUCUCGUCGACUUGCCUUCUCCUGUUUCUCAUCGCCAGCCGUGAGCGUAUAUUGUCAUGGAUCAAUUUAUUACUCGCUCACAGGCCUCGUAGGCCUCCCACUCGACCCACUCGACCCAGUCGGCAUCUGACAGCUAUCACCAUGCCGGGUCGCGUACGGCAGCCGUCAUGGCGAUGGCGGAGAGCUUUGAGAGCUCGGAUGACUCUCCAUCCGAAGUGGAAUCCGCCCAGCUAACGCAAGACUUUCCUGGCAGCCUGAAGACAAUGGGAUCCCAAUUUCCU
Paraphaeosphaeria sporulosa is the source of this 1123-nucleotide messenger RNA. RefSeq lists its product as uncharacterized. The record is from RefSeq and is a predicted model, not a curated record. The transcript has a single exon. Bases 95 to 706 code for a protein of 203 amino acids. NCBI's taxonomy places the organism in Eukaryota, Fungi, Ascomycota, Dothideomycetes, Pleosporales, Didymosphaeriaceae.